AUGCAGCAGAGGGCAGCUCGCGCUGGAGUUCAGAUCGACAGGGGAGGACUGGGACAGCUUGAUGAGGCAAACAGAGGGGCAGCGGAGAAAAGGGGAGCCGAGGGCAAUCCAGAGCUGCUUCAGAUGCCUUUUCAGGCGGAUAUGGUUCACUAUUUGGACGUGAUGAGCGGUGCUGGGGGUGAAGUGAAAGAGAGUGCUGAGCUGAAGGAAGGGUUUGGGUUCUUUGUGCAGCAUCUGCUGUCAGGCGGGAUGGAGAAAGCGCAUGCAGAGGGGAGGGGGGGAGCUGGGGGUGAGGCUGCAGAGAAGGUACAUGGGGAGGGGAAGGGGAUGGGGGGUGCUGAGGAGAAGGUUGGUGGGAAGACGCAUGGGGAGGGGAAGGGCGGAUGCGAUGGGAAGGACGAUGGCCGACAUGGAGAGGAAGAUGCGGGGAGCAAGGUAGAGAUUGAAAGGGUUGCUGGCAAGUGCGGGAGGGGGAGGAAGGAGGUGAAGUGGAGGGAUACUUUGAAGGGACCUGUGUGGGAGAACUAUGUGGAUGGGAUGGCUUGGAUUCUGGAGCAUGGAGGGGGGGAAGGGAGGGAGUUCCGGUGCAGCCAUUGCAGUGGGGACGACAGCAGCAGCAGCAGCAGCAGCAGCACACAUCUGAGCCUCCUGAGCCUGAGCCUGAGCCUGCUGGUCAGGUUCGACGCCAUCCCCAGGCCCCUGGAGGGUAGCGGCAUUCCUUUGGAGUGGGAGGAGUGGCCUGGGGGCGAGGAAGCUGCUGUGAAGUUUCUUGUCAACCGAAAGGAGAGGUGUUUUGGGCUUGGGAUUGUGGAGGAGCGUGGUGAACCAGCUGAGAAGCUGACCCAAAUCCCACCUCAGCACACAUCUGAAGCAGGAAGGGGCGGGAGGCAUGCAAAGGAAAAAGGAUCUAAUCCAGAAGGCCAAGGAGAUGUGGACUUCCUGGUGGGGUUUGCCGGGUAUAUUAUGGACCCUCCUGCAUGCACCCAGUGCAGCACCUGCUCCAGAGAGUACAUUCAAUCUGUGUGCAUCGCUGCUCUCAUCGCCAACUUCGCCUAUCGCCCUGUCAGGCACCUGUUUUCCCGCGUGCUCUCGGUCUUCCCGCCCUCCUCCCCUGGCUUUGGCGAGCUUGUUGAGUGCUUCGACUUCCCAGCGCGCCUGCCCUUGAACCUGCACAUGCUGCUCAGGCGCGCCGAGCAGGUACCACUGUACUUUCUGAUUCGCAUGGCAGUGUUGUACGCGCAUCCUCUUUUGGUGACUGACGAGUUCAAGAAGGGAUACAGUGGGAGGUGGAAGGAGGAGAAUUCCAAGGUGCAAGGCCUCUGGGAUAGAGAGGCGGAUUAG
Messenger RNA from Closterium sp. Naga37s-1, 1341 nucleotides. The record is from the annotation of a GenBank genome assembly. Lineage: Eukaryota; Viridiplantae; Streptophyta; Zygnematophyceae; Desmidiales; Closteriaceae.